This is a messenger RNA of Lethenteron reissneri (Far Eastern brook lamprey), 2291 nucleotides long. Its product is annotated as cystine/glutamate transporter-like. Gene Ontology annotation, biological process: amino acid transmembrane transport. Gene Ontology annotation, molecular function: L-amino acid transmembrane transporter activity. NCBI's taxonomy places the organism in Eukaryota, Metazoa, Chordata, Hyperoartia, Petromyzontiformes, Petromyzontidae. The record is from RefSeq and is a predicted model, not a curated record. Gene Ontology annotation, cellular component: membrane.
AUGAAGCCACAGCGACACGCGGAGGAGGCCUCGCCGGUGAGGCUCGACCGCACCAUUGGCUUCCUCUACGGCAUCUUCAUGCAAGUCGGGAUGAUCAUCGGCAGCGGCAUCUUCAUCUCCCCGUCCGGCGUGCUGCGCCACGCGGGCUCCGUCGGGUGGGCGCUGCUCGUGUGGCUGGCCUGCGGCUUCCUCUCCCUGCUUGGUGCCCUUUCGUACGCGGAGCUGGGCACGACGAUCCGCCAGUCCGGGAGCCACUACAUCUACUUGAGAGAAACCCUCGGGACGCUCCCCGCCUUCCUCUUCCUGUGGGUUGAGUUCAUCAUCGUCAGGCCGUCGAUCAUGGCCGUGGUGUUCCUGUCGAUGGGGCAGUACUCGCUGGAGGCGCUGUACUCGCCUUGCGCCGUGCCCCGAGUCGCCGUCAAGCUCCUCGCGAUGGUCUCCAUCUCGUUCGUGGUGUUUGUCAACACGUGGAGCUCAACGCUGUCGCUGCGCGUCCAGUCGUGCCUUUCGGUCAGCAAGCUGGCCGCCCUGGCCAGCAUCAUCGGCGUGGGAGUCGCUCACGUGGCGCGCGGGCGGACAGAAUAUUUCGAGAACGCCUUCGACACCGCAGACAGCCGCCCGGGGAGUCUGCCGCUGGCGUUUUACUCGGGGAUGUUCGCCUACUCGGGGUGGGCGUCUCUCAACGCCGUCACGGAGGAGGUGAAGCGCCCAGAACGCACGAUCCCGGUGGUGAUCUGCGCCUCGCUGGCCAUCGUGACCGUCACCUACCUCCUCGCCAACGCCGCCUACUGCGCCGUGCUCACCCCGUCGCAGAUCCUCGGCUCCGCUGCCGUGGCCCAGACAUUCGCCGAAAACACCCUGGGCAAUGCGUUCUCUACGAUCGUACCCCUCUGCGUGGCCCUGUCCUGCCUGGGCGGCAGCAUGGGCUCGUAUUUUACAUCACCCAGGCUGUUUAUGGUGGCGUCGCGGCAGCGCCACUGGCCGAGCAUCUUCAGCAUGAUCCACGUGAGGAGGCGGACCCCCUGCCCGGCCAUGCUGCUGCUGCUGCCACUGCUGCUCUGCUUGAUGUGGCUGGGGGACGUGCACGCGCUGAUCAACUACUGCAGCGGCCCCCAAUGGUUCUUCGUCGGCCUCGUGUCGCUCGGCCUCGUGUACCAGCGAGUACGGCGGCCCGAUCUUCCGCGCCCCUUCAAGGUGCCCCUGGCGGUGCCAGCGCUCUUCUCGUGCUGCUGCCUCGGCAUCGUCGCGUGCUCCGUCUACUCGUCCCCCGCCAACCUGGGCAUGGGCGCCCUCAUCACGCUGAGCGGCGUGCCCGUCUACGCCGCCUGCCUCACGGAACGCGGACGGAGCGCGUGGCCGGAGCGCGUCCGGCGCCGCGCCGAGUGGAUCACUCAGGAGCUGCAGUUACUCAUGGAGGUGGUACCACAGGAGGAGACCAACUACUGAUUUCAACUGACCCAGGAGCAAAGCAUCAGCACAAGAUUUCAAAUGAAACCGAUCAUACGAACCGGUAUUAGGAGGCAACUACUUACACAGUCCUCACUUCUGCUAGUGGGGCACAUUUUUCUGCCAAGACACAAAUUGCACCCGACCCAAGUUUGACAAAUCGCCACCACUUUUUGUGACAAGCCACAAGGAAUGAGCAUCCAAUUGGAUAAACGAGCCAAAAGUCUUCCAAGCGACCUGACAAUGAAGUGUUUCUUUACUUUUCGUUGUCGGUGUUGUGGGCGAAUUGUCUCGUUACAGUUUGGCCAGUGGGAAGCGUACAAUUUGAAAAUCCCCUCACAGACCACGGUCUGUAAACAUGACACCACUUCAACUCGACCGAGUUGUGCAACAGAUAAUUUUGGCAAUUUCAAAACUUAACACUUUCAAUAAAUGCAAUGGACAUCUUCAUUUUUGUAAACCACUUGAUUCGUACAAUGCAAUAUUAAAACGUGUAUCGGAAGCUAUUUCUAAUCCUUUAUAUUUAGUUCGCUUGCUUGCGCGCUUACGACCGUGCAAAUCUUUCGGUCGUUUUUUAACCCACUUUCCGUGAUCCAAUCGAGCUGACAUUUUGCACACAGACUCGUUGUGCGUGACAAUUAAUGUUCGUGAAAUUUUUUUUCCAAAAUGUUACACUUAUUAGGAAAAAAUAAAUUAUAUUUAAUUACCAAUUGCUUAAUGGUGGCAGGCAAUCAUCUGACCCAUAGGUGGCAGCCAUCUCAAGCCAGAGGACGAGAGGACUCUAGCCGCCACGCAUAGAAAGGAUUUAUAGUGAAAAACUUUGUUUUUACGGGUUAAUUUUUUAU